AUGACUGAUGCAGCACCGCUCUACGGACCGCUUCGGGUAUGCAGCUACGCUCUGGGAGUGUUCCCGUACACGGUGUCGCGGUCUGCGCCGCACAGGUUCCGCCUGCACUGGUUCGGUGUGGCGCUGAAGGCCGUGCACUUGUUGCUGUUCUGGUCGUCCGCCACGACCGUCAUCAAGAUGCUGUUCCUGAUGUACCCGACCGACACCGAACAGCGGAACAGACAGGCGCUUGACAAGAAGCUGGCCAGCACGUCGCCGAUGAAAGUCUACGAGCUGUACGUGUACAUGUCGUUCAUCACGUCAGCGACAGCCGCCCUGUGCCAGCUGCACAUGAUGCUGCCGUCGGUCGUGGCUCUGAUCGGCGAGUGUCUGCUCCGGCCGCACGUCCACCGCGGCCACGUCUGGCCACCGUUUAGGGCGUUCACAAUGAUCGCGUUCGUCGUCUACGAGUUUGGCAUUUACUACGUUCUCAGCAUUUCGAGGUUCAAUCGCCAGUAUUUCAUAACUCUGUUUUCGUUUCUAUCAAACAUCGACUGCAUCGUGGUCGAACAGUUUUUCUACAUCACGUGCUUAACACUGUGCGUUCGGCUGAAACGGAUCCACAUGGACGUACAGGAUCUAGUGCACAAGGCCGAGCACCCGCGGUGGAGAUGUUGGGCGAACCCCGCGGUCGGACAUCCGGUCCCCCUGGGCAUACCGGCGUUUGAGGCGGCGGACAUCCGGCACCUGAGAUCCACCCACUUGAGGGUGAUUGAGCUGUUUUUGCGCGUCAACCACGCGUUCCAACUGCCGCUGCUACUGAACAUGAUCGACAGUGUGACUCGCAUCCUAUUCUACACGUCUGAGGUGACGUACCAUUUGACUUACGUCAUAUGGGACAAACGCACGACGAUUACUUACGAGAGCACCGUCCUGUACUCAGGCUAUUGGGGAAUGAGAAUCGUCCGGUUGUGGUACUUGCAUUCGUGUGAAUAUUACAUCACAAAAAUGAUUAUGCCUAUACGGAUUUCAUUGAGCUGGCUUACAUUAACAUUAAAUCCAGUCACUAGCAGGAGAUUAAUGCCCGAGAUCAUUCUAUUUCAAAAUCAAUUAGACGCAGUAACUUCAAAAUUUCAAAUAUACGGAAUGAUAAAUAUUAAUAUAGCAUUCUUUUAUGCAGGUUUUGGAUUACUGAUGGCAUACAUAAUCUUUUUAAUACAGUUUUUUGGAUCUUCUUUGCAACCUUCAUUAGUUUUCAAUAAUAUCACAACAACCCCAAUUGUUAAUAGUGUUAUGGAAAUCAAAAAUAAUAUAAACGUCACAACAUGA
Messenger RNA from Melanaphis sacchari, 1308 nucleotides. RefSeq lists its product as uncharacterized. Lineage: Eukaryota; Metazoa; Arthropoda; Insecta; Hemiptera; Aphididae. Gene Ontology annotation, biological process: sensory perception of taste. The coding region runs from base 1 to 1308 and encodes 435 amino acids. The record is from RefSeq and is a predicted model, not a curated record. The transcript is spliced from 5 exons. Gene Ontology annotation, cellular component: membrane.